GCGACACGUCCAAAACCUUCAAAUCGCUUGCUGAUUGCUGACUACCAGGCUGACUUCCACAUACCGUCGUGCAUCCGUACAGUUUAAUUUAUCCAGGAACUACCAUGCCAAAAUCUCCCAAGAAGGGCAAAUGGUACGCUGUAAGACACGGUAGAGAAGGAGCAAAGAUAUACGACAAUUGGGGGGAGGCAGAAAUAAAUAUCACUCGCUUUCCAGGAGCAGUUCACAAAUCAUUCAGAAGCCUCAAGGAUGCAGAGGAUUGGCUCACUUCCCGUUCUAUGAGCAUCAAAAAAGAGCCGAAAGAACCCUCCCCCGAGAUUCAGGAGCUGCCCGGACCACCAAUGCCCGGACCAUCUAAGCCGAGGAAUCCAACACCUGCUACGAUGAAUGGCGUUCAUCCGCAACCUGCACCUCAGCCCGCAGUUGGUCUGAAUGCCCCACAACCGUCACAGGUACAACUCUCUCCAGAACAAAGACAUGUCCUCGAAAUGGUGAAGCGCGGAAAGAGUGUGUUCUUCACCGGUUCCGCUGGUACCGGCAAAUCUGUGCUUUUGCGCGAAAUCAUCAAGUUCUGCCGCAAUAGUAAUGAUUAUGGUGACUGGGGACGACUGUCAAUCACUGCCUCAACAGGUAUUGCGUCGGUCAACAUAGGCGGAUCGACGUUGCAUUCUUGGGCUGGAAUUGGAUUAGGGAAAGAGUCUAAGGAGAAGCUGGUGUACAAACUGCUUGGAUACAAGAAGGAGGAACGCGAGCAAGAGGAAAAGGAGAAUCCAGAUGCGCCCAAACGCACGGAUGAUAUGAAUUCAGGUUUUGCUGUUGAUCGGUGGCGGACAACGCGCACAUUGAUUAUUGACGAAAUAUCUAUGAUUGAUGGUCACUUGUUCGACAAGUUGGAAUACGUUGCACGAGCUGUCCGGAAGAAUAGCGCACCCUUCGGUGGUAUACAACUUGUCCUCUCAGGUGAUUUCUUGCAACUUCCUCCGGUACCAGAGCAAGUAAAUGGUGCUCCCGUACCACCAAGUUUCGCUUUUGAGGCGGAAUCAUGGGAGCAAUGUGUUGGUAGACCUGUAUUCCUUACGAAGGUCUUCCGACAAAAAGAUCAAACUUUCGUUGACAUCCUGAACUCGAUGCGUUUUGGACAUUUAGAAGCUGUUACCGUACAGAAGUUCAGGCAACUUUCUCGGACAGUACGCUACAAUGAUGGGAUUGAACCGACCGACCUCUUUCCUACCCGUAGGGAGGUUGAGAUGUGCAACCACAACCGUCUGAAGAGCAUUAACUCCACUCCACAUGAGUACAAGGCCACAGACCGCCCAGGACGUGAUGAGAAGGGUAAUGACAUCUCAUUGGAAAAGAUGAAUAGGCUUUUGGAGCGUUUAGUAGCUCCGAAGACAAUCACCUUGAAAGUCGGCGCGCAGGUUAUGCUGAUCAAGAACAUGAUACAAGGGAAACUUGUGAACGGAUCUGUCGGGAAAGUAGUUGACUUCAUCACACCUCUCGAGGCCGCCCAACGGGGUACCAAGUUUGCUAUAUCUGAAAGCAAUUGUUCCGGCAUGCCUCCAAUGGGUAGGGAGGUCAAGAUGGAAAAAUGGCCCGUUGUUCAAUUCCAGAGCGGGGACGUUCUUCUGUGCAUCCCUGACACAUUUGAGGUGAACAAUCCAGAAGGAGAGAUAGAGGCUAUGCGGUGUCAGGUUCCAUUAAUCCUUGCAUGGGCACUGAGUAUUCACAAGUCGCAAGGUCAAACUCUUGAUCGUGUUCGGGUGAAUCUUGGAAGGAUCUUUGAAAAAGGUCAAGCUUACGUAGCGUUGUCCCGAGCAACCUCAAUGGAACGGCUACAAGUUCUCAACUUCGAUGCUGCAAAAGUUAUGGCUCAUCCUCGCGUGAUGGCGUGGAUGAAAGAACAAACCGGCCAGCAAGCAAGAGACCAAAUUGAUGAAGACAUCGAAUUCUGGUCCGAAGAUAUCGACAUUCUGUAAUACCCUCAUGCUCCGCAUCGCCGUCCUUUUGUUCGCCACCUUGAACUGUCGCUUUGCUGUCUCACCAUACUUGCAUUGUCGCAUCAUUUUGUAUUCUUGCACUACGUUAACGUUUUCAUUUGGAUAGAUUGCACAUCUUGUGUUCCCUUUAAUUGGCAUUUAUUUGAUCAGGUCCGACCAGUAGGGUCAGCAUCAUGCAAUGUAGAAGGCUCAUAUAAAGAGGUGAUAAGGUCUUGGAAACCAGCAAGCUAUAAUACUU
Molecule: messenger RNA, 2235 nt
Organism: Somion occarium
Lineage: Eukaryota; Fungi; Basidiomycota; Agaricomycetes; Polyporales; Cerrenaceae
Source: the annotation of a GenBank genome assembly